Molecule: messenger RNA, 1266 nt
Organism: Closterium sp. Yama58-4
Lineage: Eukaryota; Viridiplantae; Streptophyta; Zygnematophyceae; Desmidiales; Closteriaceae
Source: the annotation of a GenBank genome assembly
AUGGAGCCUCUCCCAGCUAUAGGCUUUCCGUUCUUCGCGGACUCGUUACACGCAAGCAAACGCCUACGGUCCCUCUCAUCCUCCCCGAUCUCUGUCCCUCCAGCGACUCUCCUCGAUACGACGCUCAGCCUAUCCUCCAAUCCGGUCGCCUCCCCUCCCCCGUGCCCGCCGUGUAAUGGCGCGAUUUUGGAACAGUGUCUUCCACGCUCGCCAUGCGACGACAACACAAAUGUCGCGCUUCCCUUCCUUUCAAUGCUCCGCGGUUUCAAGCCGCAAGCGCAAUCCCCUCCCCAGAUUCCGCGCGUCCUCAGCUCCAGUCCACUCCGGCGGACCAAUCCGACACUCCCCGCUGUUCCUGCAGCAAUUCCCGCCGCAUCUCCCGCCGCCAUUCCAGCGCGCUGUCCGCUCCCGCCUGUGGAGGCCCUCCGCCGCGCCGUGAAGCGCUCGCACGCCGCAGCCCGCCUCGACGAGGAGGUUACCAGCCAGCUUCGGACCACCUUUCCCUCCGAUUGCCCCUUGCAAGUCCCGUCAAAUGCGCUCGAGGUCGGUGCCGCGGCGUCGGGACUUCCAGCGGUGCUUCCGUGCGACGCUGACGUGGCGGAGCGGCUCGUGAAGUAUGACAGGCUGACGUCGUCGCUACGUGGCUCUCUGCCGGCCGCGAAUCUCGCGCAGUGGGACGCGGCGGUUGGCAAGCUGAGGGAUCGCGUCGCGAUGAAGGAGGAGUUUGGGAACGACGUGAACGGGUUUCUUCUGUUUCUCCACGCUCAGCUUGGCGCGCAGCAGCCGUCGGCGCGCAAGGCGCUGCAGCUGUUCGCUGCGUUCAAGCAAGCGCAGAGGCAGAAGCAGAACUCAGGAGCCGCGCUGGCGUCUGAAGCGCCGCUGCCGGCGGCGGCUGCGGCGGUUUCGCGCCGUGUCUCGGCACAGGCUCCGGAAACUGACGACGAUACCGCUUCUGUGUGUAGCAACGACCCCGAAUGCGCUGAACCGAGAGAUGGCGAGGCUGAAGCGUCACAGGCUGAGUCAUCCUUUCUUCGCCGUGACUCAUCCGCAUCUUCUAGUGUGCCUUCUGCAAGCUCCGCCCUUGGGAUUGACGUUUCGUGUCCUGCUGCUGUGAAGAAGAUGCUUUUUGAGCUUCAGUCUGCGGUGGUUCAGCUGGAGAGGAAUACCUCGAUGGACUCGCGGAUCAAGGCGGAGAGCCUUGCCGUGUUGCGGACCGCGCAGAGCCACUUAUUAUCGCGCCUCGCUGCUGUUGUCCGCUCGGUGUAG